Messenger RNA from Thamnophis elegans (Western terrestrial garter snake), 1584 nucleotides. It is a transcript of the gene TYRP1, whose product is annotated as tyrosinase related protein 1. Gene Ontology annotation, molecular function: oxidoreductase activity. The coding region runs from base 1 to 1584 and encodes 527 amino acids. NCBI's taxonomy places the organism in Eukaryota, Metazoa, Chordata, Lepidosauria, Squamata, Natricidae. The transcript has 7 exons. Gene Ontology annotation, biological process: melanosome organization; melanocyte differentiation. The record is from RefSeq and is a predicted model, not a curated record. Gene Ontology annotation, cellular component: melanosome.
AUGCAUCUUGCAAUACCGCUACUCCUCCUAUUGGAAGCAACUAAUGCUCAGUUCCCACGACAAUGUGCUACAGUGGAUGUGCUGAUCCAAGGUGAAUGUUGCCCAGAUCUGUCUCCCGGAGUGGUUCCUGGUUCUGAUCGCUGUGGCUCAUCUUCUGGAAGAGGCCAGUGCGUACAAGUAAUAGCAGAUUCCCGACCCCAUGGACCUCAAUAUAUGCAUGAUGGUCGAGAUGACCGCGAGCAGUGGCCUCUUCGUUUCUUCAAUCGAACUUGUCGGUGCAACCACAAUUAUUAUGGUUACAACUGUGGCUCAUGCCAACCUGGCUGGACUGGCCCCACCUGUGACCGGAAGAUUAAUAUAGUUAGACGAAAUCUUCUGGAUUUUAGUAGUGAAGAAAAGAGUGAGUUUCUAAGAGUCUUACAACAAGCCAAAACUACAACCCACCCUGACUUUAUGAUCGCAACCAGAAGACGUGAGGAAAUCUUGGGUCCUGAUGGCAACACUCCACAAUUUGAAAAUGUGUCCAUUUAUAACUAUUUUGUGUGGUCUCAUUAUUACUCGGUCAGAAAAACUUAUCUUGGGCCUGGACAGCGAAGUUUUGCUGGAGUAGAUUUCUCCCAUGAAGGACCAGCAUUUCUCACCUGGCACAGAUAUCACCUGCUACAACUGGAGAGAGAUAUUCAGGAUAUGCUACAGGAUCCUUCUUUUGCCCUCCCUUAUUGGAACUUUGCCACAGGUAGAAACAACUGUGACAUCUGUACAGAUGAUCUCAUGGGAUCCAGAAGCAGCUUUGAAGACUCUCUUCUCAGCCCCAAUUCAAUCUUCUCACAGUGGCGCAUCUUGUGUGAGGCUAUUGAUGACUACGACACAUUGGGGACCAUUUGCAACAGCACAGAAGGUGGUCCAAUUAGACGCAAUCCAGCCGGAAAUGUCGCCCGUCCCAUGGUGCAGCGACUCCCAGAGCCUGAGGAUGUUGCUCUUUGCUUAGAAGUUGGAUUAUUUGACACACCUCCAUUCUACUCCAAUUCAGCAGACAGUUUCCGUAACACAGUAGAAGGCUACAGCAAUCCUUCAGGAAAGUACGAUCCGGCAGUGCGAAGCCUUCACAACCUGGCUCAUCUGUUUUUGAAUGGAACUGGAGGGCAAACUCAUUUAUCCCCAAAUGAUCCCAUUUUCGUGCUCCUCCACACGUUUACAGAUGCUGUUUUUGAUGAAUGGCUGAGAAGGCAUAACCCUGAUAACUCAACAUACCCAUUAGAAAAUGCCCCCAUUGGACACAACAGACAGUACAAUAUGGUACCAUUUUGGCCCCCUGUAACCAAUGAUGAGAUGUUUGUUACAGCACCAGAAAACCUGGGCUACAGUUAUGAAGUUCAGUGGCCAUCUCCAGCUCUCCAUGUGACUGAAAUCAUAACGAUUGCAAUAGUUGCUGCUUUGAUCCUGGUUGCAAUUAUAUUCGCUGCAGCCUCUUGUAUUGUGUAUUCCAAGAGACAGGAAGAGCACCAGCCACUUCUCACCGAUCACCAUCUGACCUAUUCAGAUGAUUAUGACAGCAUUCCAACCCCAAGGCAGUCAAAUGUGUGA